UAGGAGCAAGUAAGAUGGCAGCGGCCGUAGUGCAAAUGUCGUGUUUGUAUCGCGGGAUAUUAGCGGUCAGAACGACAGGAAUCAGGCCGCUGAUUCCCGGAGUGGUGCCAAUGCAGUUACGUUCUUUUUCGAUGAAGAAAGAACCAGAGUUAGAAGAUAACCCCUUCUACAACAAAUAUGAAGAGAAGAUAAAGCAGCUACGCAGCACCAAACCGCAGGAGUUCAAUGCUCGACUGGAGAAGCGGGCCGAAGUGAAGAGAGCUCCCCUGGGACACUCCAGGCAGGGAGAGUUCAUUAAAGUCAUGGAGCAGGAGUUGGAAAAACGAGACAAGCGUGCAGCAGGAAGUGGGGGAUUUACCAAAGACAAGACACUUGGAUCCAUCCUUAAUAUUGACAUGGUCCAGAAUAUGUCAGGAGAGGAAGUUGGUGAGCUCUGGAUGAAGUAUUUUUCUACAAAAGACACUAUCAGUGCAGUCAUACCAGGGGGAAUAUUUGACGUCAUGUACAACAGAGCCAAGGCCUGCCCCAUGUUCCUGUACGCUCUGCCUCAGAAGGAGGGCUACGAGUUCUUCUUGGGUCAGUGGUCAGGCCAGGAGCUGCACUUCACCUCUUUGAUUAACGUUCAGACCAUGGGAGAGAAUGCCCCCAGCCAGCUGAUUCUGUACCAUUACUCGGACCUGCAAAAGGAAAAAGGCAUCGUUCUGAUGACUGCAGAGAUGGACGCCAAGUUUAUAGGUGUUCACCAGGCUCAGUGUUUAGCCAAUCAGGUGCAGCUUUUCUAUGGAACCCAGCGGCAGGAGACCUUCCAUUUGGUUGAGACCUUUAACCACAAACCAGCAGAUUUUAAACACAUGUCAGUGAUAGCGGAGUUGGAGCAAAGUGGUGUUAGUCCAGGAGUCUCCCCUGCAAGGUCAUAGACAAGAUGGGACAAAGGACAUGAGGAGCAGCAUAAUCCCUCAGCUGUUAUAUUGAAAUGGGGGAAUUGCAGCUUGUUCUGAUUAUUUUGACAUAGACAUGCCAUUCUCCCUUUGGACUUUGGACCUCAGUUGGUUCUCUGGACAGGUAAAUGCAAGGGAAGAUGAUGGGGCUGUCUUAUUUCCUGAAAUUCUGGAGUUCAUUGUGAUCAUCAUGGUAAAAGCUCAGACAGGGUUGUUCAAACUGUGGUUAAAGCCUUAAACAUGAUUUCAUUUUCAUAUUUUAUUUGUAUCGAACUGAUGCAUUGGAUGUUUUGGACUGAAUUACCCUGGAAAUAACACAGUGAGCGAACUUUCAGGUGUCUCUUACUCCAAGACAUGCACAACCAAUGUGAAAAGGAUGCCUGAGAGGGAUGUAUGGAGUGCUACCCAUUUACUUGUCAUCACAUAUACAGCCUGUUAAGCGUGGACUGAAGGACAGGACUGUUUACAUGAUCAACUGUAUUGUUUUGUUCACUUAAGACACCCUUAACCCAUUGUUUUAUUUUACAAAUGUUAUCCAUGAUAUUUGAAAUACAUUGGAUAAGGCAGACAGGAAGGUAGACUGAUAAACAUAUGUUGCGUUGUGGCAAGGAUGAAUGACUCAGGACGUGAGGCGUUCAGUAUCCCUCUGGUUACUGAAUUGCGGAAAACGCUUCAAAAGAAAUCCUGGACUGUACUGUGAGUACGAAAUCCAGUUAGCGUUUAUGGGCG
Molecule: messenger RNA, 1667 nt
Organism: Megalops cyprinoides (Indo-Pacific tarpon)
Lineage: Eukaryota; Metazoa; Chordata; Actinopteri; Elopiformes; Megalopidae
Gene: atpaf1
Product: ATP synthase mitochondrial F1 complex assembly factor 1
Exons: 9
Coding region: 15-917 (300 amino acids)
Biological process (GO): mitochondrial proton-transporting ATP synthase complex assembly
Cellular component (GO): mitochondrion
Source: RefSeq, a predicted model, not a curated record